AUGGCAACAUAUCCCGCUCAAGAUGCCUCCUCUUCUGAGGAUGGGUCGUCCCCUCCUCCACCAGAUUCCGAGUCUCCGUCGACGCCAUUACCACAGACGUUUCAAGAAUUAGGCGUCAUAGAUUCGCUUUGUGAAGCCUGCAAUACCCUUGGAUACUCGGCACCAACGCCCAUCCAGGCACGCUGCAUUCCAGUUGCCCUACAAGGACGAGAUUUGAUCGGUCUCGCGGAGACAGGUAGCGGGAAAACUGCUGCCUUCGUGUUACCAAUCCUCCAAGCGCUAAUGGAGAAUCCCCAGCAACUCCACUCCCUUAUACUCGCACCCACCCGAGAGCUGGCGCAGCAGAUCUCGCGUGCCGUUGAAGCUCUGGGAGCUACUAUCUCUGUACGAUGCACACUCUUGAUCGGUGGAAUGGAUAUGGUCCCACAGUCCAUUGCUCUGGGGAAAAAACCACAUGUUAUCGUCGCAACUCCCGGCCGACUGAUGGAUCAUCUGGAAAAUACAAAAGGCUUUUCGUUAAGGCAUUUGAAAUACCUGGUGCUGGAUGAGGCCGAUAGAUUACUGGAUAUGGACUUUGGCCCUAUUCUAGACAAGCUGCUCAAACUGCUUCCACGAGAGAGGAGGACUUAUCUAUUCUCUGCCACCAUGUCGAACAAGGUUGAGUCACUUCAGCGCGCGUCAUUAACCAAUCCAGUUCGAGUUGCCGUUUCAAGCAAGAACCAAACAGCGUCAAAACUUCUACAGUCAUUUGCACUUAUCCCGCUCAAGCUGAAAGAUAUAUAUCUUGUGCAUUUGCUGCAGGAGCGAACAGGCCAGAUGGGCAUAAUUUUCGCACACACAAUCCACGAAACCCAGCGACUGGCUAUCAUGCUGCGGCACCUUGGCUUUCCAGCUAUUCCAAUCCACGGCCAACUAUCCCAAAGCGCUCGGUUGGCUUCCCUGAGCAAAUUCCGUGCACGUAGCCGGAAUCUACUUAUCGCAACUGAUGUUGCGGCCCGCGGAUUGGACAUACCCUCUGUGGACUUUGUUCUUAACUACGACCUGCCUUCGGACUCCAAAACCUAUAUUCAUCGUGUCGGCAGAACUGCCCGUGCUGGAAAGAGUGGUAUAGCCAUUUCAUUCGUAACACAAUAUGAAGUGGAGCUGUGGCUGAGAAUUGAAAAUGCUCUUGGCAAAAAGGUGGAUGAGUAUAAGGUAGACAAGGACGAAGUUAUGGUCUUUUCCGAGCGAGCCAAUGAGGCGCGGCGAACUGCUGCAAUAGCAAUGAGAGACAUGGAGGAUAGAGGUCGGGGGAAUCGGAUGAAAAAGAGGAAGAGAACCAGGGAUGAUAUGGAUCAGGAAGAAAAAUAA
Aspergillus mulundensis is the source of this 1350-nucleotide messenger RNA. RefSeq names its product RNA-dependent ATPase RRP3 (gene rrp3). NCBI's taxonomy places the organism in Eukaryota, Fungi, Ascomycota, Eurotiomycetes, Eurotiales, Aspergillaceae. Gene Ontology annotation, molecular function: ATP binding; RNA helicase activity; nucleic acid binding. The record is from RefSeq and is a predicted model, not a curated record. The coding region runs from base 1 to 1350 and encodes 449 amino acids. The transcript has a single exon.